Molecule: messenger RNA, 10607 nt
Organism: Coregonus sp. 'balchen'
Lineage: Eukaryota; Metazoa; Chordata; Actinopteri; Salmoniformes; Salmonidae
Source: the annotation of a GenBank genome assembly
AAUCUGGAGAUGGAGAAAAAAUGCACCAUCUUCAGGGACUCAGUAUGUCGAUGCCAGCAGGGCCACUACUGUAACAAGGGGAAGGAGCACUGCAGGGCCUGCUACCCGUGUACCACGUAAGUCCAAGAUACUGUAGUGGACAUCUUUAACCAAAUAGCUAUCAAAAUACAUUGAUUUAUUGUUUUCUAAAGGUUAAAGACACAUUGUUAAAUCGGUAACACUUUACUGUAGGUGUCCUUAUUCAUGCAUUCAUGAAGUCUUUAUAACAGCUAUAUAACAUAUAAGCUGUCAUACGUCGUUUUGAAUACACUGAACAAAAAUAUAAACGCAAUAUGUAAAGUGUUGGUCCCAUGUUUUAGGAGCUGAAAUAAACGAUCCCAGAAAUGUUCCAUUUGCACAAAAAGCUUAUUUCUCUGAUUUUGUUUACAUCCCUGUUAGUGGGCAUUUCAGUCAUUUAGCAGAUGCUCUUAUCCAGAGCGACUUACAGUUAGUGAGUGCAUACAUUUUUAUUUAAUUUUUUCAUACUGGCCCCCUGUGGGAAACGAACCCACAACCCUGGCGUUGCAAACGCCAUGCUCUACCAACUUAGCUACAACCCUGCCGGCCAUUCCCUCCCCUACCCUGGACCAAUUGUGCGCCCGGUCGCCGCCGGCUACGACAGAGCCUGGAUUCGAACCAGGAUCUCUAGUGGCACCAAUGGCCUUAGACCACUGCGCCACUCGGGAGUCUCCUUUGCCAAGAUAAUCCAUCCACCUGACAGGUUUUUUUUUUUUUUUUCAUUUUUUUUUUCCCAUACUGGCCCCCCGUGGGAAAACGAACCCACAACCCUGGCGUUGCAAACGCCAUGCUCUACCAACUGAGCUACAUCCCUGCCGGCCAUUCCCUCCCCUACCCUGGACCAAUUGUGCGCCGUCCCAUGGGUCUCAGUGUACAGGUGCAGUGAUCGGUAAGGUGCUCUGACAACUGAUGCUUAAAGUUAGUGAGGGAGAUAAGAGUCUCCAGCUUCAGAGAUUUUUGCAAUUCGUUCCAGUCAUUGGCAGCAGAGCAAGUUUCAGCGAAGGGUGCAGAGCUGGUGACCGUGGUAGUGGUAGCCAGGUGGAAAGCAUGGCCAGCCGUAGCAAAAUGCUUGUUGAAAUUCGCGAUUAUUGUACAUUUAUCGGUGGUGAUAGUGUUUCCUAGCCUCAGUGCAGUGGGCAGCUGGGAGGAGGUGCUCUUAUUCUCCAUGGACUUUACAGUGUCCCAAAACGUUUUGGAGUUAGUGCUACAGGAUGCACAUUUCUGUUUGAAAAAGCUAGCCUUUGCUUUCCUAACUGAUUGUGUAUAUUGGUUCCUGACUUCCCUGAAAAGUUGCAUAUUGUGGGGGCUGUUCGAUGCUAAUGCAGUACGCCACAGGAUGUUUUUGUGCUGGUCAAGGGCAGUCAAGUCUGAGGAGAACCAGGGGCUAUAUCUGUUCUUAGUUCUGAAUUUUUUGAACGGGGCAUGCUUAUUUAAGAUUGAAAGGAAAGCACUUUUAAAGAACAUCCAGGCAUCCUCUACUGACGGAAUGAGAUCGAUAUCCAUCCAGGAAUACCUGGGUCAGGUCAAUUAGGAAGGCCUGCUCGCUAAAGUGUUUUAGGGAGCGUUUGACAGUGAUGAGGGGUGGUCGUUUGACCGCGGACCCGUUACGGACGCAGGCAAUAAGGCAGUGAUCGCUGAGAUCCUGGUUGAAGACAGCGGAGGUGUAUUUAGAGGGUAAGUUAGUCAGGAUGAUAUCUAUAAGGGUGCCCAUGUUUACGGAUUUAGGGUUGUACCUGGUAGGUUCCUUGAUAAUUUGUGUGAGAUUGAGGGCAUCUAGUUUGGAUUGUAGGAUGGCCGGGGUGUUAAGCAUAUCCCAGUUUAGGUCACCAAGCAGUACGAACUCUGAGGAUUGAUGGGGGGCAAUCAAUUCACAUAUGGUGUCCAGGGCACAGAUGGGGGCUGAGGGGGGUCUGUAGCAAGCGGCAACAGGGAGAGACUUAUUUCUGGAAAGGUGGAUUUUUAGAAGUAGGAGCUCAAACUGUUUGGGCACAGACCUGGAUAGUAUGAUAGAGCUCUGCAGGCUAUCUCUACAGUAGAUUGCAACUCCACCCCCUUUGGCAGUACUAUCUAGACGGGAAAUGUUGUAGUUGGGGAUGGACAUUUCUGAAUUUUUGGUGGCCUUCCUAAGCCAGGAUUCAGACACUGCUAGAACAUCAGGGUUGGCGGAGUGUGCUAACGCAGUGAAUAACUCAAAUUUAGGGAGGAGGCUUCUGAUGCUAACAUGCAAAAAGCCAAUGCUUUUACGGUUACAGAAGUCAACAAAUGAUAGCUCCUGGGGAGUAGGAGUGAUACUGGGGGCUGCAGGGCCUGGGUUAACCUCUACAUCACCAGAGGAACAGAGGAGGACUAGAAUAAGGAUACGGCUAAAGGCUUUAAGAACUGGUCUUCUAGUGCGUUGGGUACAGAGAGUAAAGGGGGCAGAUUUCCGGGCGUUGUAGAAUAGGUUCAGGGCAUUAUGUACAGACAAGGAUAUGGAAGGAUAUGAGUACAGUGGAGAUAAACCUAAGCGUUGGGUAACAAUUAAAGAGAUAUCAUCACUGGAGGCACCGAUUGAGCCGGUCUCCGCGUGUAUGGGGGGUGGAACAAAGGAGCUAUUUGAGGCAGUUUGAGAGGGACUUGGGGCUUUACAGUGAAAUUGUAUAAUAAGAACUAACUGGAACAGCAAUAGGCAAGGCAUAUUGACAUGGGAGAGAGGCAUAAAGCAAUCACAGGUGUUAUUCGAGAGAGCUAAGACAACAACUGGUAAUGGCGAUGAAAGAUUGGGCUGAGGCUAAACAGAUAAACAGGACAGGGUAUCGUGUAAAGGAACAGUCCAGCAGGCAUCAGCUGUGCAGCUGAGUGAUCAUAAGGUCCAGUGAACAGCAAUAUGUGAGUCCGAGAGCAGUUCGAAUUGGUGCUACAGCACUGGCUAGCAGGAAGCACGGCUGUAGUUUGCGUGUGCUAGCGGGCCGGGGCUAGCAGAUGGAUCUUCGUGGUCGUCGCAACGGGAAGCCUGUUGAAACCACAGAUGAUUACGUCGGCAGACCAGUCGUGAUGGAUCGGCGGGGCUCCGUGUCGACUCUAGGAGGUCCCAUCCGGUUGACAGAGAGGUAGAUAGCCGGGAGAUGGGCCUGACUCGAGGCUAGCUCAAGGCUGAUUAGCCAACAACAACAUCCAUUUGGUUGCAGCUAGCUAGUUGCGAUGAUCCAGAGUUAAAGGUCCAGUGAUUUAGUGAUUCCGGCAGAAAAAACGAUAUGUUCUGGGUCGAUAACGUGCUGUGCAGACAGUGCAGACUGGCCGAUAAUAGUCCAGGCUAGAGCUGGCUGGUAGGUAGUGCAGGCCACGGACAAUGGUGAAAAACCGCUAACGGUGGCUAAUAGCAAGUAGCUAGUUAGCUGGCUACUCCCGUCCGGUAGACAGAGAGGUAGAUAGCCGGGAUAUGGGCCUGGCUCGAGGCUAGCUCAAGGCUAACUGGUGCUUGCUUCGGGGGCAGUGGUGAUUAGCCAACAGCAACAUCCAUUCGGUUGCGGCUAGCUAGUUGCGAUCCGGUGUUAAUGUCCAGUGAUUCAGUUAUUCCGGCAGAAAAUCAGAUGUUCUGGGUGAAAACCGCUAACGGUGGCUAAUAGCAAGUAGCUAGUUAGCUGGCUAGCUUGUUUCAACUGGAGAUUCUAGAUAAAAGGAAAGUCAAUAAUAUAAUCCGUUCCACAUUGAGUGAGGCGGGUUGUAGGAAAGUAUAUUUAGUAGAAGGAUGAAAAGCAUGAUAGGGAAAUAUGUACGAAAAAUAAUAAAGAAAUAAAGAAAACUGGCUAUUUACACGGACACACACAUAGUACACAACCGCACUGCUACGCCAUCUUGGAAAUCCAAUAAUUAUUUUUUAAAGCCUUGCCAAUGCAUUUAUAUUCAAAUUAUUAUUACAUUCUUAAAUAUGUGAGAAUAAUGUGGACAUUGCCUGACUAAAUGCAUGCAUGCCGAUUUUUCUGUAGCCUAUGUGGCUGACGCAGGCACACAUAACAAAGCCAUGAAUAGCGGUAGCAUUAAGCUCACCAUUUGAAACUCACCAUCGCUGUUUUUAUCAUCUUUUUUAAUGGAAGGAUUUGUAUGGAAUGCCAACUUGAAGCCAGCAUUAGCUGUUGUCUUCCUCAUAAUAACCACAUGUGGUUUUACUGCAACAGAGUAGCACAACACCCUUCAAUCGAAGCGACGGGAAACAAAUUAAAGUGGCCACAUCUCUCACAAAAACGGACCAAAAAUGAAAUCACAGAUAAUUAUAAGGGAACAGGAGAACUUAUAAAUUGACUACAAUAAUUACAAUAACUUUUUUUGCACCAAAUUGAGGAAAUGUCUGAUUUUAGCUAGGCCUAUUCCAGUACUUGAAUUUCUGAGCUCCACAUUCAAGUUCAAGUAGGCAACUUCAAGCCCCCUGAAGUUGCCUACUUGUUUAAAAUAGCAGGUUUAACAUGGAAAACAAAACUUAUUCGUCAAGUUAUUUCAUUACCAGAUCAUAUUGUGAAUAAGCCCACUAGGCUAUGUAAUUUGUUGUCAUUAUAUCCAGAAUAAUUAAUAGGAAUAGCGUUGGGUGUUGCGCAAUAGUCUAUCCUACACAAUUGCGCACAGUAGACUCGGUGUCCAAUCCGAGGCACAAAUACAUAUGAAAACAUGAACUCAUUACCUUGAUGCUUUCUCUGUUAAAUCUAACAAGACCCUGCUGUAAAUCAAGCAGACAACAUCAAUUCGCUAGGGAUGUUAUAUCCAACAUGGAUCCAGGCACAACUGUCUUCACCGGUGUAAAGAAUGAAACACCAAAAUAUUCUGGACAUCCCUUGUGAAUUUUCUAGCACUUGGGCUGUUGUUGCAUCGCAUGCCCGAUCACAACAGCUGUUCGUCACUUGACUGUCAUUCUGAAAAUUCCUUCCUGGAUCAGAUGACAAUGUGUGAAAAUGUGACGCGUAACUAAUCAGCUAGACACCAAAUGCCCAUGCAACAACUAUUAUGCAUAAUUAUUGAAGAACCACGUUAAUGAUAGUAUUGAUUUAAGUUUGAAGUAUCAAGGUAAGGUGACUAUUUCGGUUAGAAGCAUUCCAUUUUGCAAUGCAUACAUUAUUUUGGAUUUGUGUGCCCAUGAAAAGUUUUCACCCCGUAACAUAAGGACGAAGUGUUACGUAGUUACACUGCAUUUCUGAGAUGUCUAUACAAAAAAACUGUCCGACAGCUAGAUCCAGGAUUCUUACAGGGUUCAAGUUCAAUGUCUAAUUUAACUGAUUAGUAUAUGAUAUAGCGACAACUUACACUGCCAUAAAUGCAAGGACAGAAAAGUAAUGUUUUAUGUCACACGAUUUUGGACAAAUCCGUCAAGACACCAACCAUGAUAAAGGAUUAAACAUAGGUUUUAAAUCAACUUGUGAAUUUUAUUGAAUAUAGCUAUGAUCCCCCCUUAUAUCAUAAUGUAAUGACAUGAACAAAUUUGGAGGAUUAUUAUCAAUGACUUUUCAACAGCUGUAACAAGUUGUCCAGUGUAGGAAAUCCUCACUGGUACACUAGUUUAUAGAAAGACCCAUACCAUUUACCAAACUCUGUCACAUUAUUACAGUGAAUGGAAUGAUGGGUGUCAUAACCAUGUCAUAUGCCGUUAUAGAGUGUGCACAGACACCUUAAGUAAAGUGACAUUAAUUUGAGGUGUUAUAAAACAGUUAUGAAUGUGCAUAAUACCACAGGAUGAGUUUAUAGUAUCACAAAACCAUUCAGGAUCUCCAAGAAACAUGGGCACAUACGUAGUUAGGAUUAUCAUUUUUAUUUAUUACAACAAAUGAAACAAUAAACUUCUCUGGGGUAGAACAGGAUUUGUGACAGCUGUGAAAAAAGGAGGUUGUGCAGGCUACAGUAACAAUGACAUAAAUGGGUAACAUGUAUCUCUCCAGACAUCCUGGUCUCAGAGCAUUUCGUAUUAUUCUGUAAGUAAAUCCGAGACACUUCAUUUAGUACAAUAUGUUACAUUUUGCAUGGUAUGUAUUAAUUUGUGGAUGUCCAUCACCCAUUUCGUAUGAUAUGUUACAAAUUACAAUUCCUAUUAUAUGUUACGAAUUUGCAAAACAUACAAUAUGUUACGAAUUUGCAAAAGGAGGAGAGGAAAUAGAGGUAGGGAGGUAGGGAAGGAAAUGAAGCUGGAAAAGAGGAAAGGAAUCGAGGAAAGGAUGUGGUCCAAUUUGUACAACUCAGCAGUUUAUUGUGUCAAAAAAAUAAUAAUCCUAAAUACAUCAGUGCUCCAAUUUGCCCAUGUUUCUUGGAGAUCCUAAAUGGUUUUGUGGUCCUCAGUAGCUCAAUUGGUAGAGCAUGGCGCUUGUAACGCCAGGGUAGUGGGUUCGAUCCCCGGGACCACCCAUACGUAAAAAUGUAUGCACACAUGACUGUAAGUCGCUUUGGAUAAAAGCGUCUGCUAAAUGGCAUAUUAUUAUACUCUCAACUCUGUGGUAUUAAGAACAUUACUGUUUUAUAACACCACAAAUUAAUAUCAGUUUACUUAAAGCUGGAAUCUUUAAUGUUGAAACUAACAUGUCCAUUUGCGACAUUACAACAACAAAGAAGUUACUGCAAACGACAAACACAGAUUUUUUUUCCUUUGGACAUCAUUGCACGUGCGAUAGAACAGCAGAAAAUGUACAGUUUUUUUGGGUUUUUUUUACCACGUAGCUCCUCAACUAUGCUUUGUCAACUUAACAAAAACAAUAACAAUGGCGGUGGAGCGGACAGUGGCGCUGUUUCCACUACUGCAGAUUCCAUCUUUAAGGUGUUUGUGCACACUCUAUAAUGGCAUAUGACAUGGUUAUGACACCCAUCAUUCCAUUCACUGUAAUAAUGUGACACAGAGUUUGGUAAAUGAUGUAACGCAUGGUCAUAACAUCUGGAGUGUAGAUACUUAUGUAGCAUGUAAUAACAUAAGACAUAAGUUGUCAGGCAGACUGUGUAAUAGCAGUUGUUAUUAACAGUUGACAUUAGAGCAUAUGACAACAGGAUGAACAGUCGCCUAUAAAGCUUAAAGUAUGCUUCCCAGUCUAAACAGGUCAGCUGUUUCGAGCACAUUAAAUUUUUUCUUGAGGUUAGUCGAAGUUCGGUUGCCGAGGUCUACGCGGUGAUUGGUCAACAGUAGGGAUUCUUUAAUGAAGUGUUUGUUGUCAUUCAACGACCUACGACUUGCAAAUUUUUUCACUUGAGAAAUACUGCACCAAACAUCUUAGUUAGUUGUGAAAUUGCGUGACUAUGACCUCCUUGGCAUAAACUUCUAAAUUAAUUACAGAUUUCUUGAGUUAUCUUAGAAUAAUUCUGACUAUUUUGAGGAAGUGUACUGGCUUACGGCCACUCAAGAAGGACAAACAGUGAUUUUGCUGCUUUUUUAUAGUUUUUCAAGCGAAGGUAUUUCAGGAGUAUGCAAUCACAGACAUUCACUAUGCCUAGGCGAGUUCUGCUAGGAGCAUACCGACGCCUUAACACCCAUUAUAACUAGUGUUAUAUAAUCGUAUGCCGUUACUCAUGACUGUUUAAAACUACUUAUGACAUCAUAUGACAAAUGUUGUAAUGUGUUAUAUCAGUGUUUCUUAAUCCUGGUCCUGGGGACCCAAAGGGGUGCAAAUGUUUGUUUUUGCCUAAGCACUACACACCUGAUUCAAAUCAUCAAAGCUUGAUGAUGAGUUGAUCAUUUGAAUCAGCUGUUAGGGCAAAAACAAAAAUGUGCACCCCUUUGGGUCCCCAAGACCAGGAUUAAGAUAGACAGGAUUAAGAAUGCAUGAAUAAGGACACCUACAGUAAAGUGUUAUCAUUAAAUCUGGUGUAGGCUAUAGACUAGAGCGAUACCUUUCUGCAUCAAAUCUUAUCAUUUCUCUUGAAGAUGCGGGGAUGAGGGCAUCAAGGUAGCCUGUAGCGCCACCAACAACACCAUAUGCCAUGCCGUCAAAGAACAAGGUUUGGGGAUUGAGCAAAACCAUAACAUUUCAAUGCAUUACAAUGAUUUGGAAGAUGUGCUUUCACUUACAGUAUGAAUGUUAUAAGGUUGUUUUUUAAUAUAAAAAUUAGGUUUUUAUUUUAAUUUAUUGCAGGAGGAAGCACUUUGGCAGCAGUAGUUGUCCUGAUUGCUGUUCUUCUUGUCGCUUUGUUUGUGCCUAUUUACCUGUGGCGAAAGAAGAAAUAUUGUUUUGGUAAGCGUUUGGGUCAUUCUGCCAGUUGUAGACUAUGCUAAAUCACCAGAAGGGGGCAGAAGAGGUUAUUCUCUAAUUUAGUUGGUAAAGCGGUUGAAGAGAGGAGAAGUCUGGCUUGUUGAAAAGCUCUCUUUCCAAAAGUAUCUGGUUUUGAGUCGUCCUUGAAAUAGCAUUGAAAUGUCUCUAUUUUCCUUUGUUAGGGCCAAAUGGUGGUUCGACCGAACUGCCCAACCGGAGUUCAGAGGUAGCGGAGGUAAUUAUCUUCAGUUUAUACAAGGGGUGGGUCUAAUCCUGAAUGCUGUAUACAAGGGGUGGGUCUAAUCCUGAAUGCUGAUUGGUUAAAAGCGCAUUCCAACCGGUGUCUAUUCCACAAGUUACCACCGGCUAAAUCUAUGACAGUAAAAUGCCUAUUUACUCUGUUCCAUCUGACUGCACAAUCCACUGUCUCAUCAGCCCAGCCAGGCAAGUUAUAAACUUGAUCUCCACUAUAAAAAGCAUCUAGACAUUAUCUAACUUUUCUUUUAGACUAACAUUUAGUUUUCAAUAGCGGAGAUUUGUAUAAACCUUGCUGUCUGUCUCUCCGACAUUUGCAACAUUGUUUAAAUAUUCAAAUUGGAUCUCCAGCUGUCCCAUAGUAAUGAACAUGUAGGGGUCGGGACGAGACAGACAGGCAGGCAGCGUUUCUCAGCCAGUCGAAAUCAUGAAUCAGCUGGCAUAAUUUUUAUGGAUUUAUACAAAUAAAUAUCAAUUGAAAAAAGGUCAAAAGAAACUAAGUGCAGCUAGUUUGCAGUCUUUCCAGCUUCAGUUUGAAGUGAUUGUGUUAGCUGUGUUGUUGGCAAGCUCCUCUAAACAACAGUGUCCUGUUCUAUGCCAGGCGAAAUCACGCCUCAGUAGCUCAUUGUUAUGGAUGUAUCCAAAUAAAUGCCACUAGAAAACAGCUUAAACAUAUGCAAAUGCAGCUACUGUUGUUAUUCUGUCUGCACUGUUUGCCGUGACUGUAAGUUAGCCGUAGUUGGCUAGCUAGCAAGCAAGGGAUAAGAACGUUGCCAGCCAGUAUGGCAAUGGAACAUUUAGAACAAACGACUGGGUCGUGUCCAUAGAUACAGAACAAAAAGACUGAAUGACUGGCAACUGAACCGAUAGAACGAACGACCAGCCGGCUUGGGUAGCAACCCUAUAUUUGUGUCGGGACUAUAUCUUGUGGAAGGAUGAAAUACUAUGAAUACAUUUAUCAAAAUAACGUUUUUUAAUGAAAAUAUGUCAAUCAUUAUUUGAAUAUGUUGGUAACCCGUUGUAUAAAAGUGAGGAAUGUAGAUAUUUUCAAAUACAUGCCACUUAAAAGUUUCAUAUCACGAAAUUUCGAUUUCAAAUCUUUUGGACAUCAGAGCAAUCUUGAGGAAAUCCUAUUAGAGUCAGAAAAGGAUAUUCAUUUGAGAGAUGAGAUAUACAAAACCUUGCCGAGAGCCAACUGACGUCUUAGAAAAUAAUAUAAAUUGUUGGAACCAAGAUAUUAAACUUAAUCCAGUAUAAACUAAUGUACAGAAUGACCCUGAGUUCUUCAUUGUUAUGCCAUUCUCCUUGUUGCCCUCGAAGCCGGUGUUUGGAGGAUAUAUUGACUUCGUCUCAGGCCUAACAACACCCGUGCCAAUAUAUCCUCCAAACACCGGCUUCUCUGGCAUUAUCACUUAAGUGUCACACUACUCCACUCUGUUCCUGACUACAGCCACCACUUAAAACACACACAUGCAUCUCUAGUGCUACAUCACUGUUACAUAUCAUGUCAUCUAUUAUAAUUAGUGAGUUAAAUAUCAAUAGUGAAUGUGUUUUACAUGUAUUUAUUUUUUUACAGGAAAUGCAUCCACUUAGAGGUAAGAACAUCAUCAAUGUUACUACUGAUGUGUGCCAUGUGUGCUUAUAUGACACUUAUGUAUAUAAUUUCCAACUAAGAUUUACCCAUAAUCCCUCUUUCUUCUUUGGUUUCAGGUGUUGACCUCAGGCCACACCUCCCAGAAAUCGCUAACGCCUUGGGGUGGAAGGACAUGAAACAGGUGGCCGAGCGCAGCGGGAUGAAACAUACCGCCAUAGAAUGCCACCAGCUGGACUUUCCCAAUGACUCCCAGCAGCAGUGCUCCAGCCUACUGAGGGCCUGGGUGGAAAAGGAGGGGAUGGCCACAGCCUCUGAGAAACUGGUCAAUACUCUACACCGCAUGAAGAAAAAGGCCAAGGCAGAGGAUAUCAAGGCUAUCAUCAGCAGCAAGGAGCAUGGCGUCACAGGGGAGAACUCAGGGUUAGAACAGGUGUAGAUACUGUAUAUACAGUAAGGUCAGUGGUACUGUCCCUGCCAGUAUUGGCGUGGUGUCUAUUUAAAAUAUAUUUUGAUUUGUU